AUGCGCUGUUUACUGGCUGCUUUAAGUCUAUUCGUGUUAACGCAAAGUGCCCCUUUACAAAGCGAUCAAGAAGCUAAAAUAUUACAGUAUGAAUUCAACACUGACGGAAAAGGAAAUUAUAACUACAGUUUUUCAACUUCAAAUGGUAUAACAAAAUCUGAAACAGGAACUGUAGUCGAUGAGGGUCUCCCUUCUCAGUACAUCUUGGUAGAAGGCAAAGUAUUUUAUAUAACACCUGAUGGAAAUGAAGAGGCAUGGAUGUACGAAGCAGAUAAGGACGGAUUUCGGCUAUUACCUCCUCAACUAUUGCAGGUCAAUACAAAUCUAACAAACAGAAUUCUGGGCGGAGCACCACCGAGCGCAGUUGUGGCAUCUCUACUUGGC
This is a messenger RNA of Brenthis ino (lesser marbled fritillary), 384 nucleotides long. Lineage: Eukaryota; Metazoa; Arthropoda; Insecta; Lepidoptera; Nymphalidae. The record is from the annotation of a GenBank genome assembly.